CACGAUCUUUGUUAAAUCGCAUCGUGACGUGUCUCUGUAGGCUCCGCUAGGGAAGUGAGCGAUUUUGAAAAUGUUAAACAAUUUCAGUAAAGAUUGAAUACAUCUUUAUUUUUUAAUAAAAACCAUGUCGACAUGCAGUGCAGGAGACACAUCCCUGGGUUUGCUUUUAGCCUUGUUUUUGUUCUGUCAUAUUUUACGAAUAAGUUUGUCCUGUCAGUCCUGAAAUUCACCUAUCCAACCUUAUUUCAAGGAUGGCAGACGUUCAUCGGAGCCGUUCUGCUUCUUCUCUCUGGAAAGCUGGGAUGGGUGGAAAUGAGCUUCAUCACCAGUUUCUGUUGCAGAUCCAGCGCUGUCUCCUGGCUUCCGGCCUCGCUCCUGUUUGUGGGAAACAUUUACGCCGGUUCUCGGGCUUUGUCGCGCCUGGACAUUCCCUUCUUCUUCACUCUUCAGAAUUCCUCACAUGUUGUUACCUACUUCAUCACCACCGCCCUCCACAGAGAGAAACACAAGACGCACCAACUUAAGACCAUCAGCAUGGGCCUCAUGCUCCUGUCAGCCGUCAACCUUCCUCUGUGGGACCCUCAGGUUGACCGCAGUGCGUACCUGUGGGCUGUCUGCCAUCUCCUCUGCGCUGGUGCGUACAAGGCGUUUGAAUUUCACAAGUCCAGUAACUUAAGUGACUGUGAGCAAUAUUGCAUCAACUGUUUGUUCAGUGUCCUGGUGCUGGCGCUCGCCGCUCACCCCACAGGUGACCUGACAGGUGCCUUGGAGUUCCCCUCUCUUUACUCCGGAGUCUUUCACUGCGGAUGCGGCGCCAGCGCUCUGCUUGGUUUCCUGUUGCUGCUGGUUACAGUCAAACUAAAACGAGGCCUUUCCAGUGAGCAUGUUGGGAUCUGGAUCUUUAUAUCAAAGGUUACUGCCAUGUCCCUCUCCCCACUCGUGUUCACUGUGAACAUUAACACCUCGUCUUUUGUGUGCGUGCUCAUGGGUCUGGUUGGCGAGGCCCUGCUGGUGUUUUCAGACAGAGAUUCUCAGCUGGGAUGAAACCAUUCUGACCAAAUAAAACUGUCCAAUUUUUUCAUAAAUAAAUGACCAUCAAAAUGAACU
Messenger RNA from Oryzias latipes (Japanese medaka), 1107 nucleotides. RefSeq names its product solute carrier family 35 member D4 (gene slc35d4). The record is from RefSeq and is a predicted model, not a curated record. NCBI's taxonomy places the organism in Eukaryota, Metazoa, Chordata, Actinopteri, Beloniformes, Adrianichthyidae.